AAGGCACAAUUAGUGCAGUACAGCACCCGAGAAGACUUGACUUGUCGAAAAAUUUCAACGGCAAAAGCAUGCUAGUAUACUACUGUGCUUCAACUAGCGGCAUAGAACAACAGGAAAAACAGACAUAGAAAUGAGGCUAGAGAUCUUUAGAUGCUUGUGCGUGCAGCUAGCCAUACCUUUACUGUUGCUCACACAAACCAGCUCCACUGAAACCUCGGCCCAUGCCAACGACACGGGCUGUUGCAUUGCGAGCGAGAGAUCUGCCCUUGUCCGCUUCAAAGCGGGCCUGUCGGACCCUGAGAACCGCCUUUCGACAUGGCGGGGCGACGACUGCUGCCGAUGGAAGGGUGUCCAUUGCAGCAGGAGAACCGGCCAUGUCCUCAAGCUCGAUGUGCAAGGUUCUUAUGACGGCGUGCUAGGCGGCAACAUAAGCUCGUCGUUGGUUGGCCUAGAACGUCUACAGUAUCUCGACCUCGGCGGCAACUCGUUCAGCGGCUUUCAGAUAACAGAGUUUCUUCCUUCUCUCCACAACUUGAGGUAUCUAAGCCUGUCGAGCUCUGGCUUUGUUGGAAGGGUACCGCCACAGCUGGGUAAUCUCUCCAACUUGCGUUACUUGAGUUUUGGUAAUAAUCCUGACACAUACUCCACGGAUAUCACGUGGUUGUCGCGGUUAUCGUCCCUUGAGUACCUGGACAUGAGCUCCGUGGACCUCAGUAACAUUCCCAACUGGUUGCCCGCGGUGAAUAUGCUUGCAUCCCUGAAAGUUCUUAUUCUUACUAGCUGCCAGCUUAACAACAGUCCUGAUUCUCUUCUGCGUUCAAACCUGACAUCUCUUGAAUAUCUCGACAUUUCCUUCAACCCUGUCCCAAAGCGUAUAGCACCCAACUGGUUUUGGGAUUCGACGAACCUCAAGCACCUUGAUGUCUCAUGGAGUCAAUUUAGUGGUCCAAUUCCUGACGAUCUUGGGAAUAUGACCUCCAUGGUAGAGCUUUAUUUGUCACAUAAUAACCUUGUGGGCAUGAUACCAUCAAACCUGAAAAAUCUUUGCAACUUGGAAACAUUGUACAUACAUGAUGGCGGCAUCAAUGGGAGCAUAACAGAAUUUUUUCAACGCUUGCCUUCUUGUUCAUGGAAAAGAAUUUCAGCCUUGGAUCUAUCCAACAACAGUUUGACAGGAAGCCUACCAACCAAGCUACAAGAAUCCUUGACCAAUGUGACCUCUCUGUUGUUUAGUGGAAACAAACUCACAGGUCCUCUGCCGCCAUGGAUAGGGGAGCUCGCAAAGCUAACUGCAUUGGACCUCACGGACAACAACUUGGAUGGUGUUAUACAUGAAGGUCACUUGUCAGGCCUAGCACGCAUGGAGAAGUUGUUGCUGUCUGGUAAUUCCAUAGCCAUCAGAGUGAAUUCGACUUGGCUUCCUCCAUUUAAUUUAACAAUGAUUGGGCUCAGGUCGUGCCUUCUCGGCCCUAAAUUUCCGCUGUGGAUGAGAUGGCAAACACCAAUAUACCUCGACAUCUCAAACACGAGCAUAUCCGGCAUAGUUCCGGAUUGGUUUUGGAUAAUGGUUUCCUCGCUGGACUCGGUAACGAUGCAACAAAACAAACUUACUGGUUUUCUACCAUCUACGAUGGAAUAUAUGAGGGCAAACGCAAUGGAACUCAGUUCAAACCAAUUCAGUGGUCCAAUGCCGAAGCUUCCUGCUAAUCUAACCUACCUGGAUCUUAGUAGAAACAAGUUAUCCGGGCUACUAUUAGAAUUUGGAGCGCCGCAACUUGAAGUACUUCUUCUGUUUGACAACUUGAUCACUGGCACCAUUCCACCAUCUUUGUGCAACUUGCCAUCGCUGAAACUAUUAGACAUAUCAGGAAAUAGGCUCACCGGGUCAACUCCUGAUUGCCUAGUCAAUGGAUCUACAACAAAGACAAGAAGUUUGAGUAUUAGUAAUCUGAACUUAAGAAACAACAACCUCUUUGGUGGUUUUCCUUUAUUCCUCCAAAACUGUCAGCAGCUGAUAUUUCUUGAUCUCGCGCACAAUCAAUUCUUCGGGACUUUGCCAUCAUGGAUCAGGGAGAAGCUGCCGUCUUUGGCAUUCUUACGGUUGAGAUCUAAUAAGUUUCAUGGUCACAUUCCCGUGGAGCUUACAAAGCUAGCUAAUCUUCAAUAUUUGGACCUUUCAAACAACAAUCUGUCGGGAGGCAUACCAAAAUCUAUUGUUAACUUCAGAAGAAUGAUACUGUGGAAAGAUGAUGAAUUGGAUGCCGUGCUCAAUUUUGAAGAUAUUGUUUUCCGUUCUAACAUUGACUACAGCGAGAAUUUAUCUAUAGUCACAAAAGGCCAAGAAAGAUUAUAUACAGGAGAAAUCAUAUACAUGGUAAAUCUCGAUUUGUCCUGUAACAGUAUUGCAGGAGAGAUUCCUGAAGAGAUUGGUGCUCUCGUGGCACUGAAGAGCCUGAACCUGUCAUGGAAUGCUUUCAGUGCAAAUAUUCCUGAGAAGAUAGGCACGUUGGUGCAAGUGGAGUCUCUUGACCUAUCACAUAAUGAAUUGUCUGGCAGAAUCCCUACAAGCUUAUCGGCUCUCACACAACUGAGUCACUUGAACCUGUCCUACAACAAUCUAACUGGUGAGAUACCAUCUGGAAAUCAGUUACAAGCACUUGGUGACCAGGAAUCUAUCUAUGUUGGCAAUCCAGGUCUUUGCGGCCCUGCUAUCUCCAAAAAAUGUCAAGGAAACGAGUCAAUUCCAGCUACUCCAGAACAUCAUGGAGAUGCUAGAGAUACAGUUUCCUUUUUCCUCGCCAUGGGUUCUGGAUAUGUAAUGGGCCUCUGGGCAGUCUUCUGCACCUUCUUGUUCAAAAGGAAAUGGAGAGUUUGCUGGUUCUCAUUCUAUGACAGCUUGUGCAAUUGGGUUUAUGUGCAAGUGGCUAUUAGCUGGGCUUCAUGGACAAAAAAAUGGGCAGAAACUGAUUUCAACAGCGCACGUCAUUAAGUCUGCUACCAUGCCGUGGGGAUUUCACCAUGUACAAAUCUUAUUCCUGUAUAACGAACUUGGUGUUUCCGUGAAGAAAUAGUGGAAAGCAGAGUAUAGGCCCGGUUUGAAAAGAAAUAUAUUCAUGUAUUGUAAUGGUACUAUUGAUAGGCAUGUACUCAAGGCGUAUGUACACUUGUACACGGUCCGGUGAUAUUUUUGUUAUCUUUAUUAUGUGUAAGUUACUAAGUUUAUGCAUGGUUAA
Brachypodium distachyon (stiff brome) is the source of this 3233-nucleotide messenger RNA. RefSeq names its product receptor-like protein EIX2. The record is from RefSeq and is a predicted model, not a curated record. NCBI's taxonomy places the organism in Eukaryota, Viridiplantae, Streptophyta, Magnoliopsida, Poales, Poaceae. Gene Ontology annotation, molecular function: protein binding. The transcript has a single exon. Bases 131 to 2989 code for a protein of 952 amino acids.